AAUUAAUGACCAUUUGCUACUAUCCGUUUAUACAACAAGUUCCAACCACUCGGUUCAGCUCAGUUCACGUCGAAAAAUCAGUCUUCGGAUGAAUGAACAUAUCUACCAGAACAAUUCCUUACAUGGAGGCUGUAACGAGUGGAUGACAACCGUUGUCUUUCCUUGUUCUUGUUAUAUUUCACAUAUAAAGGAUGUGGUCUUCUUCCUCAAUGGUCACCUCGAUAAUUGAGGGAUCUGCAGAGGGGGACAUGAAAACUAUUCCUUGCUCAGCGUAUCCUGAUAUGAAUCUCGAAUCUCCUCGAACACAAUCACUUGCAGUGCUCAACUAUGCUCGUCUAGCCUUUAAAAAACACCACGAGCAAAAGCAUCGGAUCCUACCAGAUAGUUUAGGAUCUCAUGUCGUUCAAUCCAUUGUUAGUUUCAACAUGUUCAAGCAAAUUGCAGACGUAGCAUGGAUUCCACAAGAUGAACAAUUAAAUAAGUUGCUGAGGACUGCGCCACGGUUCAGUAGAUAUCUUCGUCUGGUAGAGCCGCCGAAGCGUAUGAGACUAGAAGUAGGAACGGAAGGAAUAAAGGACUCGUUCAGUAAACUUCUCGCUGGUGAAGGCAUGUUGGCGGUGAUUGUGUCGUUAGAAUCAGACCCCCAACACAAGUUCAUCUGCUUCAAGAUCCCUCUUCAAUCCCAUCGUUCAAUUGGGACCUUUGGCUUCAAUCAUCAUCGUCAUCUGCAUAACAGGUCGAAGCCCGACCGCGUCUUUGUCAUUUUCAAUUUCGCAUCGCAAGGCCAUCAUCCCCAGUGGUUAAUAACUACCAACGAAGAAACUUUGCUUAAUAGAAAUUUUGCUCUAUUCAGAUUUUGGUGUAGAGGUAAUGAUGGGGGUGCUGACAAUGGGUGGACUACGAUUCAUACACUGGGUCCAGCAACUGCCAGCGAGUCUCAUCAAGGGGAUAUUGGAGACCGGGUUAGGGAUAGAAGACCGGAUGGAGCUGCACAUAUCGAUGCAUACUCAGAUGAAGAAACUUCUAAAGCUGAUGAUGAUGAUAUUCCGACUCCAGAACCGAGCCAUCCUUCCGAAAACUCCUUCCGCUCUAUGACAGGCUCUAAGAAUCUAUCGGCAAAUUCCCCUCCUCGUCUAUUUCGAACUUCCAAUGAUCCGACUACUUCAACAGCGCCAACGCAUCUAUGGGUGGAACCAAGAUCCCAGAACUCUUCUGCCUCUUACAAUGUUCCGCAAAAGAUUCAAAAUACCAACAGGCCUUCGGUGCUUCACUCAGAGAAUUUCGGGAGACGUCGAUAUCAUUCGUCCACAUACACUUCCAGAACAACGAUGGCUGCGCCUCAAUUCGUACCUCCUGUACGGCCUUCGCCUGAAAUGUACCAUUGGACGUAUAGGGCACAGCCAAUGACUUACGGCCCCUACAUUUACACUGCCCCGAGAUAUCCUACCGGUCCCUUUAUGUACGGUCAGCCAUAUCGCAGUUAACAAGCAGUUGGUAUCUAUUCAGGAUCACUUCGUCGCUAGCGGACAGCAGAAGUAUAGCGUCGAUUACAAUGCAGUUUAAUGUUUACAUUACUAUAGAAUUACA
Molecule: messenger RNA, 1587 nt
Organism: Lentinula edodes (shiitake mushroom)
Lineage: Eukaryota; Fungi; Basidiomycota; Agaricomycetes; Agaricales; Omphalotaceae
Exons: 6
Coding region: 192-1484 (430 amino acids)
Source: RefSeq, a predicted model, not a curated record